AUGGCCUCAUCUUUUAUUCAUCCGUUCCAAGUCAAGUGCUUAACCCCCUUCAAGCAAUCGUUGUCUCGAAGGAGAUGCAGACUAACUACCAGGCCAGUUAUCGCCUCAUACACUCGGGGGAAGGCCACUUCUUCUACUCGGGUUUUCCUCUCAGGUCCAUUCCACCCAGGCGCAGAGUAUACACUCCCCCCGGAAGAAGCAGCUCACCUUCGAGCUCGCCGAAUCCGCCACGGUUCACAAAUAACGCUUUUCGAUGGCACCGGCGCUUUUGCAACUGCGACUUUAGAUUCGGAAAGCUCUGUCACCGUCCUUACAACUACCUCGGCAGAGGCUCGAUCGAAAUCAAUAUGCGCUAUAAUUGCCUUGCCGAAAUCUCCCUCGCGUGCAGACGGCAUCGUAGAAAAGCUCGUUGAGCUUGGCGUCCAUCGUCUCGUUUGGGCUCGUACGGAACGCGUCAUCGCCGCUGCCCCUAAUCAAGCGCGCUUGGCUCGAUGGGCUCGCCUUGCCGUAGCAGCUUCGAAACAGAGCAUGCGCACUGAUGUGCCUAUCGUCCAAACCACUUCUAACUGGGGAGAGUUGCUUGAGCUCGCUUCGCAAUCGGACUUAGUGCUAUUGCUCUCCGCUGCAGGGACUCCUAUUCUAGGGCAGCGAUGUACAGACGCCGUACGGGCAGCAAGGAAUAUCGCUGUGCUUGUAGGCCCGGAAGGAGGCUUUACAGAUACCGAGGAAGAAAAGCUGGAGGCGGUUGGGGCACUGAAAAUCGGACUUGGGUCGAACAGACUUAGAGUCGAAACUGCUGCUUUUACUGCUGUUGCUGUCUUGAUGCAGGUGGCGUUAUUGGAAUCCUCCGAACGGACUGCGUCGAUCGCGCGGGCAAAGGGUGGUACAAACAACUCUGCGAGUAUAGCGGAUGCAUCACCGGAGUAG
Molecule: messenger RNA, 927 nt
Organism: Chondrus crispus (carragheen)
Lineage: Eukaryota; Rhodophyta; Florideophyceae; Gigartinales; Gigartinaceae
Exons: 1
Coding region: 1-927 (308 amino acids)
Biological process (GO): rRNA base methylation
Molecular function (GO): rRNA (uridine-N3-)-methyltransferase activity
Source: RefSeq, a predicted model, not a curated record